AUGAAAGUCACACUGAACGGCGUCUCCCUCUUGGCAGCCUUGGCUGGCGUGGUCAGUUUCAGCUUCCUGGUGGUGGCUAUCAGCACUGACUUUUGGUACCUUAUUGAUGCUUCUAAGCUGCAGAAGCUCAUCAACCGCACAGACAGCCUGAGCUCCCAUUCAGGGCUCUGGAGGACAUGCCAAGUUAAUAGGACCUGUUUCCAUUUGGUAAACCCCUUUAACCCUGACAUAUCAAAUAUCACCACAUCACACAAGCAACUCUUAAGUAAGACUGAGUGCAAGGUGGGGACCAAAGAUAUGCAUGGGGCAGUUGUGAUCCUGCUACCUCUUAGCCUCAUCUUGUUGAUCUUUGGAGCAAUGACAGGCUUCAUCAGUAUCCUCGCACAGGCUUACUUCCUCCUUGUGUUCACUGGCCUCCUCUUUCUCUUUGGAGCUCUCAUCACACUGGCCGGGCUCAGCAUCUACAUUACCUACUUUGCCGCAGGCUUCAGGGAAGCCAUUCUCCUCCUGGGAAAGAAGAACCUUCUGGACAUUAUCAACAUCCAGUUUGGCUGGUCUCUGGCCUUUGCCUGGGUUUCCUUGGCUACCGAGAUCCUCACUGGGCUAGCUUUCCUCCUGAUGGCCAGGAUGGUGGAUAUGAAGCAAAGGCAGGAUUGCACCAUAUGA
This is a messenger RNA of Zootoca vivipara (common lizard), 666 nucleotides long. The record is from RefSeq and is a predicted model, not a curated record. Lineage: Eukaryota; Metazoa; Chordata; Lepidosauria; Squamata; Lacertidae.